UUUAAAGCGGAGCGUGUCGGGCGCUCUGCGGCCUCGGCCCGCUUAGUGCCGCUCCGCCGCGGCUCCAAGCGCAGCGCCCCGGGUUUGCCGGUUCCCGGCGCCGUCCAUGGCGGCGGUGUGAGGAGAGGAGGGCGCCUGGAGCCCUGCUGCACCAUGCUGACUGCCCCAGCAGAUAGCUCUGGUGACUCCAAAAAGCAGCUGAUGGAACUGAGCCAGAGCCACAGCAGCUCUGGUUUGCACUACUCAGAAGAUACCUUUGAGUCCUUCAGCGAGGAGGAGGAAGCCCAGUGGCAGAGUGACCCACCUGUAUCCUAUUGUUCCACAGAGGAUGUGGAGGGCUCUGCUGUGUCAGAUGAGCAGCCUGAAGUAGCAGAUUCUGCAGCUGCAGAAAGGGAUCUCGUGGGACGCUGGAUUGGUCUAAUAAGUAAAGAAUCUGGCAUUAAGCAAGACAGAUUGGUCAUCAAAACUCAUGCUGAAAUGAGUGAACUAUUAGAUGGAGAACUGGAUGCUCUCAGGUCCUUUUGCACCAUGAAGAUAAGUAGGAUACGUCGGCAGCUGAUCUCCAAGCAGGCAAAUGGUGGCAAGUCAAGAAAGCUGCAGCAGGGAUUGACAGCAAAGAAACCAGAGUCAAGUGACUUGAGCUACAUUGUUCCUGAUGGGCUGAUGAACAGAAUCCGCCUGAAAAAUAUCAGGGAGGCUGUUAAACAGGUGACAGAAGCUCAGAUCCAUGAACCCUCGGUGUGCCCUGAGUGUCAGGAGAAGGAGGCAGAGCUAGCCAAGAUCACCUUCCACAGAAGAAAGAAGGUUCUGAUGGAAAAUGCUUUAAUCCAAGAGAAACUGGAUGAACAGAUUUACUCCAGAGAUGCACUCACACUUCUAGGAGAAGCACUCGGGAGCUUACCCAAACUUUCAGAGGAUCCCAGGAACCUAAGGCAAAGGCUGAAAGAUAAAGGAUGGGUCGAGUUUGGUGGCUGUCUGAAAUCCUCAGCUUCGUCAAAAUGAUGAAGGCCAGAAAUCAGACGUGUGCUACUGCAGUUGUGUUGUGUUAAUAGGAAGCUGAUUGUACAUAGCUGACUGUUAGGCUAACUCAAACCUCCUUUGGCUUCCUGAUGAUACCGAGACUUGUUGUUAAGACACAUAAACCAGCAGCAAGUGAGGAAAAUGUAUAAUACUGUUCUCAAAUGAACACAAGGUAGGGACGACUGACCUCAAACUAUAAACCUGCUUCUUGUGAAACAGCAUCAAAAAACCCUCUUUGAUUUCAGGAGGAGGAGACUCUUUGGUUUCUAUCUCGUGUGUGUCUCCUGUGCUCCUCCAGACUGUGCAUUUUCAAGCGCUGAAUUACUUCUGGCUUUUAUACCAUCUUAAAUAUAUAUUGGCUUUUUAAUAGAGUUUCAGGCUUGCUUGCUUGCUGCCUUCAGCUUGCUUGUAAAUGUCCCUGCUGCCUUUCAAAUUGUCUCUUCUAUUUUUAUUGCAUUACAGAAGAAUGUGCCUCCUGCCUCUAAAUUUGCAUCUUUUUGAUGUAAAAAACAUUUGUAUGAAAUGUAUCUGUCAUGUUGCAAACCUGCUAUGUAAAUGCUGCUUUUCUCCUCCUCCGGAGCUAGUGUAGCAAGACAUCUAAUACACUUGUGCCCAAAAUUGCAGAUGAAAGCCACAGGGGGAGUGAGGGCAAAUGAAAGUGGGGACAAGGAGGAGGGGGGGAAAGGAGGAAGGAAGGGGAGAAGGAAGGGAGAGGAAGGAAAGGCUUCAGAAAGCUUGCAGUGACAUGUUUUAGCCUUGCUACUUAUUUUUCCCUGCAUCUUUGGUAAACUCGUGUGUAAGAACAAAGGGCCAGAUUUUAGGAAUGUCUUAAAUAUGUACAUAAGUCCACCCUUGUCUUUUAGGUUUUGAAAAUGGUAAGGGUGAACUUAUGUGCACCUCAUAAGUUGUUGUACAACUUAUGUACAACAUCUUUGGAUGCUUAAAAUACUUUUGGAUAUCAUAAGGUUUCAAGUCUACAAAGGUUUCAAGUCUACAAAUGAGCUUUCAGCUGAGAGCCAGUUGGGAUUCCUGCUUCCCAGUAGGGGUAUGGGCUAAAAUGGUAAAUGUUGGGCUGUUCCAGAACAACACUUCGGGUAUGUUUGAGGUGUUGUGGGGUUUGUAGUUGUUGAACACCAUGGGUUUAUCUUGAGAAGUCCUAAAAUCAAACCACCUCUUUAUGCCUCUGGCUUCUCUAUCGUUAAUCUCAAAACAGACUAGAAAAUAUGCUCUGUAUUAGGGUUUUACACAGUCGUCCUUAGAAACAUAACUUGCAUAAACCCCUUGUGGUUGCAUCCAGUGAUAUAACUGACAGUGUAGAUAAAGAUUUAAGCAAGUUGAUUAAUCUUUUAAUUCAGGGUAUAAAGUUCUAGCCCUGCUCUCUCAGAAUGCUUCACACUGUUUUUAUCCCAGUGAGCAAGAAAACUCUGCUUUUAGCAGUUGUUCAACCUCUUCUGUCUGUCUUCACUAGACCUGAGAUUUUGUCUUUCGUUAUGCCAGAAGAGAAAAAAAGUGUGAGCUUUGAAAGCACUUGUAAUAACUCAUUCCAGCAUUGGUCAGAUCCAUAAACCAACAGAAAGUUCCUAUAAAAGGAACAGUAUCCAGUGGGAUCCUGCUUUUCCUUAAAGCUGCAGUGGGCUUGGCUAACGUGGAGGGACAGUCUGUGUAUGACAGAGGUAAUUCUGAGCAGAACCUGGUACCAUCUUACCUCUGCAUAGAAGGGUGCUGAGCAAAACAGCUCCUGUUGAUGGAGAUGGAGGUUGCAGUGUGUGAGUGCUCAGGCUCGUGUGGGCAUGGACCAUAAAUGUAACAUACUGUUUCCCUGGGCAUUUAGUUCAUAGAGAACCCACAUGGAGCUAAUUCUAGGGUUUAAGGUUUUAAUUUUGAUUAAGUAAUGCCUGAAGUGUGGAGCAAUUGAAGCAACAGACCUGUCGUGUUGGAGAUUUAGACUCUCUUGGAAGUUGAUGUUCAUCCCACUGAUUUUAUUGGUGACUUCUCAUGAUAGUAGAACAUGUUAAUUUAGUAUAACUGUGAUUUGAUAAACACCAGCAGCUUUCUUAGGUGUGAUUACAGCCGCCUUGUAACUGCAUGCUUUGGCAAAUGCUCUCUUUUGUCUGCACAAAGCCCAAAUCCUUAUGGAAGUAUGUAUGGUGCCUGUUACCAGGAACAAACUACACGUAAGUCAUGUUACAGCCUGAGCACUUGAUGAAUUCCCUCCUUAAAACAGUGUUUCUAAAAUGUACUUGUGUAUGAUGGUGAGAGGGGAGUUUAUCAUCCUGAUCAAUGAAAUCCUUGUAUGACAUUUUGAGGGUAGCUUUGAAACUGUACAUGGAAUGCUCCCCAUAGGCGUGCUGACAGGCUGAGCCAUGCUGCAAUAAAGUGUCAGGAGGAGACAUUGAGUCUUACUCCUUUCAGUGCUCAUA
Strigops habroptila (Kakapo) is the source of this 3440-nucleotide messenger RNA. It is a transcript of the gene C9H8orf48, whose product is annotated as chromosome 9 C8orf48 homolog. Bases 154 to 1002 code for a protein of 282 amino acids. Lineage: Eukaryota; Metazoa; Chordata; Aves; Psittaciformes; Psittacidae. The transcript has 7 exons. The record is from RefSeq and is a predicted model, not a curated record.